UGUAAACACUUUAUGCUAACAGCUACCUCUACCCACCAUCCUCCCACCACCCUGUGCGGUGGUGCAUGACUGCCGGUGGAGGAGCUCUAAACUCAGCCACCACCACUACCAGAAACGCCCCGCGGAUCAUACAUGAAAAGAUAGGAUUUCUUGUAGUGGAAAAGAUAAGGAGAAAAUGGGUCAGGGGCUAAGUUGCGGGACUAAUGAUGAACAUGGGCUAUUCAGUGCUGUCCAGCAUGGGGAUUUGGAAACUGUGGAGGCAGUUUUAGACAAAAACCCAAGUCUUAUCCAUCAUACAGUUUAUGAUCGAUACUCUGUUUUGCAUGUUGCUGCUGCCAAUGGCCAGAUCGAGAUUCUUUCCAUGCUUUUGAGUCGAUCUGUUAAUCCAGAUUUGUCGAAUCGCCACAAGCAAACUCCAUUGAUGUUGGCUGCAAUGCAUGGAAAGAUCAACUGCGUGCAGAAGCUCAUAGAAGCUGGGGCUAACAUUUUGAAGUUUGAUUCGGUUAAUGGACGGACAUGCUUGCACUAUGCUGCCUAUUAUGGUCAUUCUGAUUGCCUGAAAGUAAUUCUUUCUGCUGCACGCACCAAUCAUGUUGCUGUUUCCUGGGGAUAUUCUCGGUUUGUGAAUAUUAGAGAUGGUAAAGGAGCAACUCCAUUGCACUUGGCCGCUCGUCAAAGACGGCCUGAAUGUGUUCAUGCAUUGCUGGACAGUGGAGCUCUAGUUUGUGCUUCAACGGGUGGAUAUGGCUUUCCAGGGAGCACUCCGCUUCAUUUGGCAGCAAGAGGAGGUUCUCUUGAUUGCGUUCGCGAACUCUUAGCCUGGGGUGCAGAUCGACUUAACAGAGAUGCAUCAGGGAGAAUACCGUAUACGGUUGCUCUGAGGCAUAAUCAUGGAGCUUGUGCGGCGUUACUGAAUCCAUCGUCUGCUGAGCCUCUUGUCUGGCCAUCACCUUUAAAGUUGAUUAGUGAGCUUAAUCAGGAGGCCAAAGUUCUGUUGGAACGUGCAUUGAUGGAGGCAAACAGGGAAAGAGAAAAGAGCAUUCUAAAGGGCACUUCAUUCUCUGUAGCUUCUCCAUCUCAUUCUGAUACAGGAACUGAUGAUAACGUAUCUGAGAUUAGUGACACGGAGCUGUGCGGGAUAUGCUUUGAUCAAGUUUGCACAAUUGAGGUCCAACCCUGCGGACACCAGAUGUGUGCUCAAUGCACAUUGGCCUUGUGUUGCCAUAACAAACCGAACCCAAUGACUGCAACCGUUGCAAUACCAGCCUGCCCGUUCUGCCGAAGCAGCAUUGUCCAAUUGAUUGUUGCAAAGGUUAAAACCGAGAACAGCAUUGAACUUGAUGUCAACUCUCCGAAGCUGAGAAAGUCUAGGAGGUCUUGGAACCUCAAUGAAGGCAGCAGCAGUUUCAAAGGCUUAGGAGCAGUAGGGUCAAUAAGUAAAAUUGUUGGACGGGGUUCAGGCAGGAUCGCCAUUGAGAAUGAAUGGAUUGAUAAGCCAGUAGGUCUUGAUACAUGAUAAAGCUUGGUAUCAAGAUUCAAGAAUCAAAGAAGUCCCGACUUGGUGAAAAAGGAUCGAAGCGAUGGGUCCCGCAUCCACAUUGGUAUAGAUACAUAGCUCUCCAUCUGCUGUGUAGAAUUGGGAAAUAAGCAAAGCAAAGUGGUUUUGCAGCUUUGGGUUGGUGAAUCUAUCGUUUGUGGGUCAGAUUAUUGUAAUAUUUGGUUUCACUUCGGCUUGAAGAAGGUUGUGCUUUUGGGGCCUAUUAGUGACCUGCAUAGAAAGAAUUCUUUUACCUUUUUUUUUUUUUUUUUUUUAAUUUAAAUUCAACAUUCUUCCACAUUCUUCACUGCCUACCACCAAGUUUAGGUUGUAAUAUACAGGAUCAAUGGAAAUAGCCAAGCAAGCGAGCAGGAGAGUUGAUCCUA
This is a messenger RNA of Coffea eugenioides, 1923 nucleotides long. Its product is annotated as putative E3 ubiquitin-protein ligase XBAT31. The transcript has 8 exons. The record is from RefSeq and is a predicted model, not a curated record. Bases 176 to 1516 code for a protein of 446 amino acids. Gene Ontology annotation, molecular function: protein binding. NCBI's taxonomy places the organism in Eukaryota, Viridiplantae, Streptophyta, Magnoliopsida, Gentianales, Rubiaceae.